AUGGAUCCUUUCAGUGCCGAAGGCGAGCUCGUCAAAAUCCACACCGCAUUCAUCCAGGGCCAAUACCAAUCCGUCCUCUCCGACUACGACCCUUCUGCCUUCUCCCCCGAAAACAAACUCCCAAUCCAAAUCCUCCAACACCGCGCCCAAUGCGCUCUCGGUCAAUAUGACCAAGUCCUCGAAUCCAUACCCGAAAGCGACGCCAAAGCCACACCAGACCUCGCAGCCAUGCGGACGUACGCUUCCUUCCACAAGAACCCCAGCGCCGAGAGCAAGAGUGUCGAAGCAGCAGAGCAGCUAGCAGAAUCCGCAGGCGACAACCUCUCCGUGGAGAUCCUCUGCGGCACCAUCCUCGCGCGAGCCGGAAAGCAAGACCAAGCCCUCCAACUGCUCAGCAGACACCAAGGGUCCCUCGAUGCCGUGGCGCUCAUCAUCCAGAUCCACCUCGCGCAGAACCGAACCGAUCUCGCGCUCAAAGAGGCCAAAGCCGCGCGCUCCUUCGCCCAAGACGCCCUGCUCGUCAACUUGGCGGAAUCCUGGAUCGGUGUGCGUCAGGGUGGGGAGAAUUAUCAGAAGGCUUUCUAUGUGUUCGAGGAGUUGGCGCAAGCACCUAGUAGUGCGAGUGCCACGAGUUUGAUCCAGCAAGCCGUGAGUGAGUUGCAUAUGGGACGGGUGGAAGAGGCGGAGACGGCGUUGGAGCAGGCUUUGGCGCUGGAGCCGGAGAAUGCGCAGGCCGUUGCUAAUAAGUUGGUGCUGGAUACGAUUUUGGGAAAGGAGGGUAGUGAGUUGAUGGGUAAGUUGAGCCAGGUGGAUGCGGAGCAUGAGAUGCUGGUGGACAAGAAGGCGAAGAGGGAAGCAUUUCAGACGGCGAUGGCGAAGUAUACACCCAAGUUCGAGCCUUGA
Lecanosticta acicola is the source of this 903-nucleotide messenger RNA. The record is from the annotation of a GenBank genome assembly. Lineage: Eukaryota; Fungi; Ascomycota; Dothideomycetes; Mycosphaerellales; Mycosphaerellaceae.